GGAGGAAGAAGAUGAGGAAAUGAUGGAGGCAAAACAAGGCCUGAGUUGGAGCAGCAGGAUGAAGAUGAAAACAGGGAAGCAAAGACGGCUCGUUUCCUAUGCUGAGGGAGCUGACAGAGGAGGAGAGGCAGCAGAUCCUGCACUCCUCCGAGUUUCAGAACUUCUUCGACUGCAGCAUCAGGGUGAUGGAGAGAGCUCUGGCUGAAGACGGAAACAUCUUCUUUGACUACAGCGGCAGAGACCUGGAGGACAAAGAGGGAGACUUGGGUAGCGGCUCCAGCCUCUCCUUCAGCAGACUCUUCUAUGAUGAACACUGGUCAAAACAUCGUGUGAUCACCUGCCUCGACUGGUCCCUUCAGUAUCCCGAGUUGCUGGUUGCCUCUUACAACAAUAAUGAAGAUGCUCCACAUGAACCAGAUGGUGUUGCCCUCGUAUGGAACAUCAAAUUUAAGAAAGCCACGCCAGAGUACAUCUUUCACUGUCAG
Messenger RNA from Labrus bergylta (ballan wrasse), 485 nucleotides. Lineage: Eukaryota; Metazoa; Chordata; Actinopteri; Labriformes; Labridae. The record is from RefSeq and is a predicted model, not a curated record.